Messenger RNA from Venturia canescens, 2214 nucleotides. RefSeq lists its product as uncharacterized. The coding region runs from base 421 to 1656 and encodes 411 amino acids. The record is from RefSeq and is a predicted model, not a curated record. Lineage: Eukaryota; Metazoa; Arthropoda; Insecta; Hymenoptera; Ichneumonidae. The transcript is spliced from 2 exons.
CUUGAAGAAAAGGCGCGUAUACCGUUCCAUCGAAAUUUCAUCAUUUCCGAUAUCUAAACGGUCGUCAAUUUAGUUAGCUUGAUUUUUGCGGCUCGUGAUAGAAGUGUAGAAGAUAAACGCACAAUUUUGACGUUGUUCGCAAGUAAUUUUCGAUAAUUCAGCCGUAAGACAUUGUUAGGAUCGUUCGCCUCGCUCAAACUACUCUCCCCCCCUUCGUUCCUCUUGCAUCUCGUACACGACGCUCGAUUCUGUCCAUUCUGUCGAAACACGUAAAAAAGACAACGGCAAGCAACUCUGCGAACAAAGAACUAAUUUGAAGGAGAUUUCAGGAGAAAAACAGUUUGCAUCACACGUUUCUUAGCAAAGCGAUCAAUACAGUAAUUCUGAACACUCGUUAAACAGUCUAUAAUUACUCGGAAAAUGAACGAAGCACAGGAAUUACUAGAUGACCCGACAAAGCACUUUCAUUAUUAUUCUAAUGUUUGUGGCAUGUGCCAAGUGUAUGGUGAAGGAAUAAAAUUACAAAGAUGUAGUGGUUGCAGAAUGAUUGCUUAUUGUAGCAAGCUCCAUCAGUCAGACCAUUGGCCCCGACACAAAGAAAUCUGUCCGGUGCUUAAAACUUUGAUGAAAGGAACCGAUACGAUUUAUGGGAUAAAUAAGAGCUGGGAAGAUAAGGCUUGGAUGAAGCACAGAGAACUUUUGAUUGCUUUAAUAAUAGAAAAAUUAGGACGCACGCUUUCUCUUGGAGAAUUUGAGAUGUUGGCAUUUCCAAGAUCGUGCCAAACUUGUCACGAAACAGACCCCUCAAAAUUGACCGACUGUCAAGAGUGCCCGGACACAAGUUUUUGCAUAAAACAUCCAAAGGACAAGGAACAUUUGGCAAAAUGCAAAGUGUCUAGACUCCAUUUUGAAACAAACAAUGCGAUGGUCAAGAAGCUAUGUUUUGCUCCCUACAUCAAGAAGUACAUUCCACAAAAUAUGGACCAAGCUGUUGGCCUCCAUAUGUCAGAAUUUCUUUCCCUAGAAUAUCCAACAUCUGCAGAAGCCUGUGUCGCCUUAUAUUCAGAGAGAUUAACAAGAGCUGAAACCUUUCUAUACGCACUGAAAAAGUUAUCCCGUUCUGAAUUACGCUGUAUGACAAUUCACGUUGUUGAGGCUGAUGACGAAGUCUUGUAUCAUGAUUUUUUUAUAAAGUAUUUCAUGGAACGGGACGAAUCUAUCCAGGAGCUCACGAUCUUCUAUUUCUGUUCAGAUCUUUUAAACAAAAGUGAGACCCAAUAUCAUAGCGGAUGUACUGUGAAUAUUCGUUAUAUACAAAACUCGUAUGCAAAUUUUGCUGCUAGCAAAUGGUUCACUAAACCUGAUUAUGUCGUUGCAUUUGAUUUGAUAAUCCCAAACCCCCCUAUUCUUGUUGAUAAAACUUGGCUUCAGACUUUCAAAACAUUGGUUAAAUCAAAAUGCCCUUUUAUUAUGACUGCAGUCAAUGAGGAGCAGUCCAAGGACAAUCAAAAAAGCAUUAAUUCUGUGCUUAAAAAGAAGAAUGAAAUAUUUUGGACUGGAAAAAAUCCAUUCUCCAGCAUGAGACCGUCCAAGGCUCUUGAUGAGGAAUUCUAUUACAAUUGUAGUUAUUUAACCAUUUAUGAAAAAUUGGGUUGAAAAUCUUGUUAAAGAAAAACAUUACGUUGGGCAACAACAACUUGUUAUUCAUUCGACCGCUGCUCAACUAAUAAUGAAAAAAAAAAAUAUGAACUGUAAAGCACCAAAAUGUCAUGGUAUUUUCAGUUUUUGUUAAAGUGAUUGAAAUCAGUUGAUACUCGAACUGACAUGAAUGAUGAAAAAAUUGCCAUUGAAUGAUUUUGAUUUAACUGCUUUUUAAUAUUUUGCAUUUCAGUGCUAUUGAUUUAUUUUUAUUUGCAUUUUUUUAUAUUGUAGUUACUGCGAGAACACAAUUUUUGUUUUUAUUACAAUAUGGAUCUCAGUAUCCAUCAUUCAAUUCCCAAUGCACGUUUGAUUGUGAUGUACAACGACAUUGGUAUAUUUUUUUUCGUCAUUGAGUUUUGUUAAAUGUGAAAUCAUAAGCUGACUGGGAUUGACCAAAAGUAUGAAAAAAUGUGAAACGUUUAGUUGGUAAGGAUGACACAAUAUGUAUCAAAUUACAAUGCUGUGCUAUUUUUUUUACUAAUAAAGGACUUUUGUGAUAAUAUUGAAUAACAA